AUCAUAUAUAAACCCAUCAAUCAUAUAUUUUCCACCCUUCAAGACUUAACCACCACCACUGCCAUGGCUGAAGAGAGGCACCACCACGGCCACUUCCACCACAAGAAGGAUGAUGAAGACAGGCCUUCUGAAACUGUCUACGGAUCCGAUGCUCCUUAUUCCUCCGAUACUACUACUUAUUCCGAGACCGCUUACUCCACCGGUGGCCCGGGCGCCUACGGCAGUGGCCAAGGCGGGUACGGCGUCGAGACCACCGAUGUGGUUACCACCACCACCGAGUCCGGUGUCGACUACGAGAAGGAGGAGAAGCACCACAAGCAUCUCGAGCACGUCGGGGAGUUCGGUGCCGCUGCUGCUGGUGCUUAUGCCUUGUAUGAGAAGCACAAGUCAUCAAAGGACCCAGAGCAUGCCCACAGGCACAAGAUAGAAGAGGAGGUUGCAGCUGCAGCUGCAGUUGGAGCUGGAGGAUUUGCCUUCCAUGAGCAUCAUGAAAAGAAAGAGACAAAGGAAGAAGAGGAAGAGUCUCAUGGAAAGAAGCACCACCAUCUUUUCGGAUGAAAAGAGGAGAUCGAUCUCUUCCAGUUGUCCCUUGAUUAUUAUUAUUAUUAUUAUUGACUACGUUGUUUUUCUUUAGUUUGUAUGUUGUGCUUAUACCACCAGGAAGCAGCUACCCUAAAUAAUACCUGUGUGGGAGUGAGUUUGUGAAUGCUUCCUUGCUUGGUAUAUGUCCUUGUAAAAUCUAAGGGUGUGAUCAUCUAUCUGAUGCAUGCCCUUAUUUUCUUUUCUUUUUUUCUUUUUCUAUCUUUUGUCAAUGUUAAUAAUAAUAUUUCCUUUCAUUGAA
Molecule: messenger RNA, 841 nt
Organism: Corylus avellana
Lineage: Eukaryota; Viridiplantae; Streptophyta; Magnoliopsida; Fagales; Betulaceae
Source: RefSeq, a predicted model, not a curated record